UUCGUUAAUCUAUGCCGUGAAGAGCUUGGUCGGUUCUUCUCCUUCUUCUUCUUCUUCGUUUCUCCCCAUUCGUUCGUCUGUCACUGCGCGUCCUCCAGAUCUCACCAAUCGAGCAACGCCGAUCAGCUCGUCCCGACCGUCGCCUCCAUUGUCUCCGUUGAUAUACAGGGGAAGCAAUCAUGGGGCUUUCAUUCACGAAGCUUUUCAGUCGGCUUUUUGCUAAGAGGGAGAUGCGCAUCUUGAUGGUGGGUCUUGAUGCUGCUGGUAAGACGACGAUCCUGUACAAGCUUAAGCUCGGAGAAAUCGUAACCACGAUCCCAACUAUCGGAUUCAAUGUGGAGACAGUUGAGUAUAAGAACAUUAGUUUCACCGUUUGGGAUGUUGGUGGCCAAGACAAAAUCCGUCCAUUGUGGAGGCAUUACUUCCAGAACACUCAGGGUUUAAUAUUUGUUGUCGACAGCAAUGACAGGGAUCGAGUUGUCGAGGCGAGGGAUGAGUUGCAUAGGAUGCUGAAUGAGGAUGAGCUAAGAGAUGCUGUUCUGCUCGUUUUUGCCAACAAACAAGAUCUUCCCAACGCGAUGAAUGCUGCAGAAAUAACUGACAAACUUGGCCUUCAUUCUCUGCGCCAGCGCCACUGGUACAUCCAGAGCACAUGUGCGACCUCAGGCGACGGUCUGUAUGAAGGUCUGGAUUGGCUUUCCAGCCAUAUUGCCAGCAAGGCUUGAGUCUUUUGAGGAUUUUGCCUAAUCUUGGAUGAUCAAGAAAAUCGCCAGAGCCACGACUAGCUCUCUUAUCACUAAAUAUUGUAACAGCAUAUAUUUUGAUAGAAUUCUUCUAUUCGAUUUCGUUCUUUUCCUUUUCUCUUUUUGCUGUGUGUAAUUUGGUGAUUGCUGCACUAAUCGGAUAAAUGACGAGGUUCUUGGUAACGCGAGAUAAAGACUCCUGUCUUUUUUAUUUUAUUUUUUGAAAUUUCAUAAACCUAAAAAGAUUUAUGGAAUCGGUUACUACUCUUGAAUCGCAUAAAAGAAAUAAAAAUUACUGGGGAUAUUUUGUGA
Punica granatum (pomegranate) is the source of this 1055-nucleotide messenger RNA. The record is from RefSeq and is a predicted model, not a curated record. NCBI's taxonomy places the organism in Eukaryota, Viridiplantae, Streptophyta, Magnoliopsida, Myrtales, Lythraceae.